AUGACCCUUCUUCGUAUCACUCCCAAUCGAGUUCACGCCGUGAUCCUGUACACGGUAAGCGGGCUUACCCUCCUUGUCGGGGCGUUGUUUGUCCUGGUCAGCAUUUUUGAGUGUACACCGGUCGACUUUUUCUGGAACCGUAUGACGAAAAGCGGCAAAUGUAUCGAUCCGAAUGCUCUGGUGGGAGUUGCAUAUCUGGGCAGCGCAGUGGCCGCCGCCACCGAUUUUACCCUGGGACUGUUACCAUGUGUCAUAGUCUGGAAUCUGCAGAUGAAUAGGCGAACGAAGAUUGCACUGGCGGGUAUUAUGGGCCUAGGCUGCAUUGCCGGUGCCACUGUCGUCGCUCGCAUACCGUACCUAUCCGCCUACAAACAUGCCGACUUUCUGCACGCUACCCACCCCGUGUCCGUAUGCUCGAAUAUAGAAACCGGCGUGGGGAUCACUGCCAGUUCUCUUGCAACUCUUCGCCCAAUCUUCCGCUUCCUCCGCGACACGAAAUCAGGCUCUCGCAGCCGCAAACGUCCCACUGAGAAUAGCUACCCAUUAUCAAACGUCACCAACGGCGGCCAGCGCCAUUGGGCCAGUAUAAAUAGCGGGUACCACACCACCAUUACUGGUCGCCAAGCGUCGAUGCAGAAUGUCAGCACAGAGAGCAUUACGCCGCUGAACCAAGGAAUGAAGAUUGAGCGUUCAUUCCAAGUCGACCAUGUUUAA
Aspergillus alliaceus is the source of this 714-nucleotide messenger RNA. RefSeq lists its product as uncharacterized. The record is from RefSeq and is a predicted model, not a curated record. Bases 1 to 714 code for a protein of 237 amino acids. NCBI's taxonomy places the organism in Eukaryota, Fungi, Ascomycota, Eurotiomycetes, Eurotiales, Aspergillaceae. The transcript has 2 exons.